GAAGUUUGAUUUGUAUUGGACAUUUAGUUCAUAACUAUGGCAGGCUUGGUUUUGUGGUUUGUUAUUUAUGCUUUCUUUUUGUUUAAUAGUGCCUACUGUAGUAAUGGUUGGGGCUCUUUUAAGAACAAACCAGGGAUUGCUCAGAAUAUUCCCUCUUCCCCCAGAGUGGGUAGUUUUGUGCGUAACAGGUACUCUAAGGUUGGUUUUGUACCUUCUGGCAAUAGUGAUGCUUCUGUUUAUUUUCGGGCUGCCUCUUCUUUAAGGUCUGUUAUGGUAUUGUGUAAUGAGGCAGACCUGAUCGUAACUGUAAACAAAGAUCUCUUUGGAAUAGGCCAUUUGGUGAAAGAGUCUGACCUUACUCUAGGUUCUGUUGGUUGUCCCCCAACUUACAAAAAUGCUACUGCUGCUGUUUUUCAGUAUGGACUCCAUGAAUGUGGAAGCUCUGUAGAAAUGACUGAAGAUGCCUUGGUCUAUAAUAUUGAUCUCUACUAUAGUCCCAGCAGCAGCCUUGUCAUAAUAAGGACCAAUGAAGCUGUGGUUCCUAUCCAGUGCUAUUAUCCAAGGAAGGACAAUGUAAGCAGUAAUGCCAUUCAACCUACCUGGAUUCCGUUUAGAUCAACUGUAUCUUCUGAACAAAAACUCAAUUUCACUUUGAGACUAAUGAAUGAUGACUGGAGUUCUGUUAGACAAUCCACAGAGUACUAUCUUGGUGAUGUGCUACAUAUUGAAGCUUCUGUAUCAACUGACAACCAUGCCCCCUUACGGCUCUUCAUUGACAGCUGUGUGGCAACACUCCAAGAAGAUGAAAAUUCUGUUCCCAAAUACUCCAUAAUAGAUAACUAUGGUUGCUUAACUGAUAGCAGAGCUACAGAUUCUUCAGCUUUCCUGUCCCCAAGAUUCAGGGAUGAUUUACUUCGUUUUGAUCUGUCUGCAUUUAGAUUCUUCAAAGAUUCCAGAAGUAUGAUUUAUAUCACCUGCCACCUGAAAGCUGUCAGCAUUUCCCUGAGUCCAGAUGCUAUAAAUAAAGCCUGUUCCUUCACUUGGCCUGGCAAUAUAUGGUCUCCAGUAGAAGGCUUCAAUAACAUCUGCAGCUGCUGUGAAACUGGAAACUGUGGUCCUGCAAAACAACUGAUCCAUCCAUCUGGAAGGAGAUCUAGUGGAAGAUCUUUCAGAAGACAUGGGAAGAGAAGUGCCUCAAGAUGGACCCAGAAAGGGGAUGCUCACACUGGACCAAUCAUGAUUUUAAGUUCAUUUAAAGAGGUUCUACAGGAAGUCUCUACCUCUGAGCAUCCACAGAAUUCCAGUGGUCUAAAUAUUGGAAUGAUGUCACUUGUCAUUGCUGGACUUGCAGGAGCUGUAAUCUUCAGUGUUGCUGCAAUUGUUUAUGUGAAACUUAAAUCCCUAACUGAAGUGCAUUAAAGCUGUCUUAUCAAAGUUG
Messenger RNA from Protopterus annectens (West African lungfish), 1438 nucleotides. RefSeq names its product zona pellucida sperm-binding protein 3-like. The transcript has 9 exons. Gene Ontology annotation, molecular function: acrosin binding. The coding region runs from base 37 to 1419 and encodes 460 amino acids. NCBI's taxonomy places the organism in Eukaryota, Metazoa, Chordata, Ceratodontiformes, Protopteridae. Gene Ontology annotation, biological process: egg coat formation; positive regulation of acrosome reaction; binding of sperm to zona pellucida. Gene Ontology annotation, cellular component: extracellular matrix. The record is from RefSeq and is a predicted model, not a curated record.